Molecule: messenger RNA, 4827 nt
Organism: Halichondria panicea
Lineage: Eukaryota; Metazoa; Porifera; Demospongiae; Suberitida; Halichondriidae
Exons: 17
Coding region: 372-4622 (1416 amino acids)
Molecular function (GO): protein binding
Source: RefSeq, a predicted model, not a curated record
GGCAUGGUUUUCAUGGCUGAAGGCCGGACCAUGAAUAUUUUACCCACGAAUGAAGCGACUUGCCUAUCUUUACCUGCAGUGCAAGAAGCAACCACGAAAAUAGUACCUACGAAAUGUCUCGAUAUUGCUGAACCACGAAUAUUUUGGUAUAUACAAAGUCUCGCGGGCCAUACUCCACAAACUGACUCUAGUCUGAUCCACCCCUUUUGAGGCUGAGCUGUCACCAUUAUGAGGUGAUCAUCAUUGGCACUUGAAGUUGAGAGUUGUUACUAUCACUAAAGCUGUGGCUGCUACUGAUGAUAUUGGUCGUAUGCAAGCCUUGAGUAAGCUAGUGAGGUUACAGAGACAUUGGAAGCAAGUCACUGUCUGAAAUGAGUGACGACCUUGCUAGACAACUCUACUAUGCUAGUAGUGGUGGCCGUGACCAAAAAGUGCUUGACCUGCUACAGAGAGGAGCUCCACCCAACAACAGUGACUACUACACUAGAGAGUAUAAUGGAUACACUCCACUACACUGUGCAUGUGCUUACAACAAUCUCCGCAGUGCAGAACUACUCAUCAAGUUUGGAGCCAUUGUAGCUGCUAAAGCUAACACUGGUUGGACCCCCUUACACUAUGCAUGUUUCUUCAACAGCAAGGCCACUGCUAAGCUGUUACUGGAGCACCACUGUCCCACAGAUAUCAAGACCAGUGGAGGACAGACUGCUGCUGAUCUUGCCAGAGAGAAGUGGUUCCUUGGCUUGACUUACUAUGUGGAAAGGUUCCAGCCUGGACCUAGAGAUCCUCUGUCCUCGUACCCAACACUGGAACAGCUGAGUCAGCUGGAAUGUGACCAAUGGCUUCAACUUGGUGUUCACUUGAGACUGGAAAAUGACCAACUGGAAACCAUAAAGAAGAGCCAACAUCCCACAGCAGCAACUCUCCAGGCAGCCAAAAUCAAGAAUAUUGACAUGCAGUGGAAGGAUAUUGUGGAAGCUCUAGUGAGCAUUGGAGAGUACAAGUUGACAGAGAGUGUGUGCACUCAGCAAGGGGAAGGUGAAAGUGCUCUGUCAGUGAGUGCAUUCUAUGGCUGGCUGGACUGUGUCAAGCGUCUUGUGGAAACUGUGGGCCUCGAUCCAAAAGAUCAUCUCCUGGUAGUCUCUGUCAAAGGGAACCAAAAUCAAAGAGUUGUGGAAUAUCUUUUAGCAGAAUGUCAUUGUGAUCCGAAUGUGACCGACAAAGAAGGCAAGACACCUCUCGAUUUGGCCAACAACCCUAAGAUCAUAAAGCUCCUCUUGAAACACGGAGCCAAGGCUGCCAAUGUCUACAAGGAACACAGCAAGCUCAUCGGAAAGCUCUCCUCCGAGCGACCCCCACACCUUCCUCUGUCUGUGCUCGUCAUUGGUGAUGGUGGCGUGGGGAAGAGCACUCUGUUGAAGUCCAUUUUGAGCUCAAAAGGGUUUUGGUCUCUAUUCCAGAAGGCAAGACCUGUAGAUGACGUCGAUGCAAAGACAGUGGGGAUCAUACCGUAUGAAAUAUACACCAAAGAGUUUGGGAGAAUCAUUUACUUUGAUUUUGCUGGCCAGAAAGAGUUUUACACGAGCCACUGUGCUAUUCUGGAGAAUGCUGUUCAAACCUCACCACCCAUCAUUAUCCUCUGUGCUAAGCUGGUAGAAAGUGAACAGGCGAUUGUUGAUUCCAUGUAUCGUUGGUUGACCCUUGUCCAAAACCAGUGCACCAAUCUGAAAGGCAAAGCACACGUGAUAGUAGUUGGUAGCCAUGCCGACCAGGUGAAGGAAAUGGAAGAAGAUCCACGAGCCAAAGAGGAAAUCUUUGCCCCCAUUAUCAAGCAAUUCCCAAAGUUUGAGUUCACAGAGUUCAUUCCAAUGGAUUGCCGCUUUGCUGAUUCGGAUGACAUGAAAAAAGCAAAAGAGCAAAUCAAGAAAAGCUCCGCUAUUCUCCGCUCUCCAGAAACCAUCAGCCUGAAUGCUCACACCUUUUACAUCUACCUUGCCGAAAGCUUCAAAGAUGAUCUUGCUUUGUCGUUGGGAAAUGUAUAUGAAAGAAUUAAGAGCGAUCUUAACGAGGAUCUGUCAAAACGCACUCAAGAUAUUCUUUCUUUCAUACCCAGCACCAUCCCUCACCUUGUAGAGAUCUGUGACCAGCUGCAUAAAAGAGGUCUCCUCUUGUUUCUUCGCAAUGACAGCUCUCCAGAGAAGUCUUUCUUAGUGAUUGAUCAAGCAACGCUUCUCUCCAGAGUCACUGGGACCGUGUUUGCUCCUGAAAGUUUCCGCCAACACUGCAAGCUAGCUUCAAGCACUGGAGUGGUGCCUUUGUUGAAAUUCAAAAAAGAAUUUGAUGGCUUCGACAUAGAGAUGCUGGUUGCCUACAUGUCACAUUUAGAGCUGUGCUUCGAAAUCUUAGAUGAGCAAGUUUUAGAUUUCAUUUCGAAAGAGAUUGUUUCUUCCACUGACAGAGAUGCUUCUGUUCCUGAGUCUGACACUCGAUACCUCUUCUUUCCUGGGCUCAUUCGAAUCGAAACUCCAGAGCAAGUUUGGAAAGACACUCAAAGCGUCAAGUAUCACUUUGGUUGGAUACUUGAAACCUCUCAAGACACCGAGUUUUUCGAUCCUCGCUGCCUUCAGGUCCUCAUUCUAAGGAUAGUAUUCACAUUCCGCCUUGCCCCUGCUAGCAAAGUAUUGCACCAUGUCCCUACCCUUCAAAAAUUCUGCUCUAUAUGGAAGAAUGGUAUCUACUGGUGCAACGAUGAUGGGAUCACCGCACACUUCGAGCUUGCUGAAAAUGGCCGAUCUCUUGCUCUCAAAAUACGCUCAGACACAGUUCGACCUGAAGGUUUGAUUCAUCGCUCCAGAAUUUUGAGCACAAUCCGUGAGACUGUUGAAUGUUUUGGCCGCAAUGUGAAUGUGAUUGAAUCGGUGAUUGAUCCAGAUGAAGUUGUCAAGCAUCCUCUGAAAAAUCCCUCUGACCUCCCAUUGGUCAACAUCAAAGAUAUUGCAGCAGCUGUCUCCUCCAACAGAGGCACAAUCAAAUCAACACAACAAGUUGCCUUUGCCUUCAAGCAUCUCUUACAGUUUGAUACGUACGCUGGCCUGGAUCAAACCAUCAUACAGUGUAUCCACAGUGACAAAAAUCCCAAGAAAAAUGAGAAAAUCUCCAGAGCUUUCAUUUCAUAUUUUUCCAGCCAAAUUUCUGACCGUGACAGUGAAGAACAGGAUCAAGUAGCUCGAAACAGUCGCAUGUACAAAAAAAUCCUGGGCCCUUCCAUUGUCAAAAUUCAGUCAGUCAGUCCCAGACAGGAGGUGGUCCAGGCCCUGGAGACGUGGAGGAGUGAGACUGAGGGAACUUACAGCUGUCUGAGGGAGGUUCUCAACAAGUACAGCGUCUUCGCUGGGAGAAACCCUCUGGACCUAGCUGGUGUGGCUCAUGAUGAUAUUGAUCCCUCUGUGUUUAGUAUCAGUGGAGAUGAGCUAACGGAUCACCAGAUACCCUCUACCCCUACCUUAGCGUCAGGUGAACUCUCCAUUGAUAUGAAUCAGAAGUCAACGAUUAGAGAACACCAUGAUACUGUCUCUGUUGUAAAGACGCCAUCAUCAGAUGAGGGGUCCCUGUCAUCAGAAAGACUCCAACACUCAGCAGCUCCAGUCCAGAGAGUAGGAGCUACAUCAGCUGGUACUGGGGACAGUCAACUCCAUACUAAAAGAGAGAUCAAAAUAGACACUGCAAUCACUGGACAACUGGAGCACCAAAUGAAGUAUGGAGAUGCUCACAUACAGGAUCCAGGGACCACCAGCCUCCAUCAGUUGAUGGUCAAGCAUGGAGUCACUGACGAGCAAUUGGAUCGAGAGAUUGAACAAGACGAUCUUGCUCCAGUAGCUAUGCACUUCGAUAAUGUGGAGCUCUACCUCAACCCACUGAAGUUGACUGGAAAUGAAAAAGCUGACGUGAAGAGAGACGCUUUUGUUAAAGGCAAUCAAGUGGCAGUAAUCAACUGUUUGUCAAUCUGGAAGGGUCACAAACCCAGUGGAGUAACCUUCAGAGCACUGAUUAGGAUCUUAUUAGAUCUGAGGAAGGAAGAGAUUGCUACCAAGAUCUGUCAAUACUUGGCUGAUGGUAACAGUCAAGUCUAUACUCAAAGAGCUGAUAAAUCUGCUAAUUUAAAACCAGACAUCAUGUAUGAGGGGUCCCUGUCAUCAGAAAGGCUCCAAUACUCAGCAGAUCUGGUCCAGAGAGUAGGAGCUACAAUAUCAUCAUCAACCAGUGAAGUCCAUACUAGAAGAGGACUACCCGCUAAUCGAGUCACACUCCAAGAUCUAGUGAGCAGAUACAGUCUGACUGACAAGCAGCUCAACAGUGAAAUAGGGGACUCCGAUAUUCCCUACCUGGCCGAAUAUUUCGAUGGUGUAAAGAUCUAUGCGAGUGCAAUGGGACUGACUCCUGCACAACAGGCCGAUGUGAAUAGGUUGUACUGUAAUGAAGGAACUCAAGUAGCCAUGACUGAAUGCUUGAUUCUCUGGAAAAGACACGAUCCUUUCGCAGCAACUUACAAAGCUUUGCUGGAGUUGUUACUGGGACUGAGGAAAGACGAGAUAGCUGAUAAUAUCUGUCAGCACUUAUCUCAAUGAGGUGUGAGGGGUGUGGUCACUGGCUCGGACUCAUGAACUAAUUAUAUACACAAGCAAACAAAUGUAUAACUGUACAGGACAGACAUGUAAUCGUUUAGAAGUGUAAAAUAAGAUAAUAAUUUUUGUUCGUACUAUAAUUAUAGAUGCAUGCAUGUACAUGUUUUGUACGGAAACUGCUAUAAUUAUGUUAUGUUUAUUCUAUUUA